Messenger RNA from Prosopis cineraria, 1295 nucleotides. RefSeq lists its product as uncharacterized. NCBI's taxonomy places the organism in Eukaryota, Viridiplantae, Streptophyta, Magnoliopsida, Fabales, Fabaceae. The record is from RefSeq and is a predicted model, not a curated record. The transcript has a single exon. The coding region runs from base 392 to 1081 and encodes 229 amino acids.
UACAUCGAACGCUAGCUUUGCCAAUUGCUGAUAAUGAACCAGUGACGACUCUUUCUUUGUUCCUUCUGCUUCCUCCUCUUCUUCUGCUCUGCUUUCAGCCGGCCUAAACCCAUCAUUCACUCCUACCUCCCUUACCAAUCUAUCAUCUCUCUUUUUACUCUCUUUCAAUACUUCGAUCGGAUCAAAUUUUGGACUUCGGCUGUCAAAGUUAACCGGAAGGAAGUUUAUUAAUUCGAUUCAUUUGCCUUACGAUGAAUUUCGAUCUUUUCGGUAAUUGACAAGGUGGUCGAUCCGAUUUUGAUUUGGACUGUUGGUUUUGAUCUGUAAUUUGAUCUGGCGGAGUUCAAUCGCGGAUUGGAUUUGAGAAUACUGUUUCUCGGUUCCGUUUGAGAUGGUCUAUUUCCAUAGCUCAAUCUCACUCUGCAAGCCCGUUGACCAAGCCCCUGUCAUGGCGAAUUCUGGGUGUUCUUCCGAAAUCGGUCCUAAUUUGAGGCAAAUUACUAAUAACGCACAGCGGAAUAAAAGGAUGCCCGCUUGCCCCAAUUCCCCGCAAGUUCUGACAUGCGAUCGAUCUCGGUGGGCUGCGGUGGAAGUAGCGUUAUUCAUUGCUGCGAUUUGCGCGUUCGGUUUCUUGUCAUUUCCGUUCGUUUACUAUGUUAUAACUGGGUCUAUUAAGAUUUCUUGCGCAAUUCUUUAUGCGGUGAAAGAAGAGGUUUCUCUUGCGCCACCGAUCUAUAUGUACGCAGGACUUGGCAUUUCUCUUUCUGCAUUUGCUGUCUGGGGAGUUUUGACUUGUGCGAGUAGGAAAUGUGGGAAUCCCGAUUGCAAGGGCUUGAGAAAGGCUGCUGAGUUUGACAUUCAGUUGGAAACAGAGGAUUGUGUGAAGAAUUCACCUAACGAAGGAAUCAAAAAGGGCCUCUUUGAACUGCCUCGUGAUCAUCAUCGAGAACUGGAAUUGGAACUCAAGAAGAUAGCACCCCCUAAUGGAAGAGCUGUUCUUGUUCUUCGAGCAAGAUGUGGAUGUUCUGUUGGUAGACUAGAAGUUCCAGGUCCAAAGAAGCCCCGUAAGAUCAAGAGGUAGGGAAUUGAUGCAUGAGAGCGUUUAGGAAUAUUUUAUAGAGCGUAGCUUCUCGGGCCAAUCUGACAGGAACUAGAUUAUCUUUAAAUAAGCCUGUUUGGGAAUAAAGUUGUAAGGUUCUGUGGAUCAUAUGCAGUUAAUUAUACCUGAGAAUAUAUAAGAAACCUUUAUUCCGUUCCCUCCAUUUGGAUAUACAAAUCCCAGUUCUUUCACCUCA